GAUUAUUGGUGUAAGGACGACAUGAUUAGCCAUCCAUUUCCAAAGACCAUUAUGUCUCGUAAUCGUUUCGAGCUGACGAAAGCAUGGUCCCUUUCCGUGGGAGAAUUAUUUUCAGACAAUACAAUAAACAAAAGAGGCAUAAAUACGGGAUUAAAGAAUUUAAACUAUGUACCAUACCGGGCUAUACUUAUAAAGUAAAAGUAUACGCGGGGAAAAAUGAUGAUGUUCAUAACACACCCACAAAUGUUGUGAUGUCUUUAUGUGAAGAUCGUUUUGAAAGAGGGCAUACAUUAUUUACGGACAACUGGUACACAAGCAUUACAUUAGCCAGACAAUUAUUACAAAGAGAAAUGCAUCUCGUCGGCACCGUAAGAAAAAAUCGUAAAGGUUUACCAAAAGAGGUCAUUGAUGCCAAACUUAAGCGUGGAGAGUAUAAAGCUGCAGAGAGUAACGACGGAAUAACGUGUUUAAAAUGGAAGGACAAGAGGGAUGUGUAUGUUCUAUCCACUAAACAUACUGAUCGAUUUGUUAAUAUUCAACAGCGUGGGAAAACUAUACGGAAGCCAAAAAUAAUUGUUGAUUACAAUAUGGCAAAGGGUGCGGUAGACCUCUCUGAUCAAUUAGCGUCUUAUUCGACUCCACUACGAAAAUCUGUCAAAUGGUAUAAGAAGCUUGCCAUUAAUUUACUACUAAACACUACAGUGAUAAAUGCUCUAAUUUUGUAUCAGUCAGUCACAAAGAAAACUAUUCAAAUAGUAGAUUUUAGAAAGGAAAUUGUACAACAAUUCUGCCAAACAGAGAGCGAGGAGUAUCGACUUCGUGAGGUGCCUAAACGGUUGAAGCAUCAAUUGUCUAAAAAAGAUGGCAAAUCUAAAAGUACCCGACGUUUGUGCUCUGGAUGCUAUAAGCAAAAUGUCAUUUUGAUGGGCCGACAAUAUGCUAGAAAUAAAACCAAGAAAGUCAACACAUUUUGUGAAACCUGCCCUUGUAAGCCGUUCAUGUGUUUUGAUUGUUUUUUUUUUCAUUUUUAUUAUGUAUAAUUAAGAAAGAAGUCAUUUAAUUUGUUUGAUCUCCAAUUUUAAGUCAUAGCGUAGAGUACUGUAUUUUUUAUUUUAUAAUAAAGGUAUUUUUCUAAUAUUUGGCAUGCUUAAUUUUAUACCCCAAUGAUGUAAAUAAUUAAAAUCAUAACUGUAUGACACAAUUUAUUUAACUAAAAGUCAUCCGUAUAAAUGUUAAACCAGAAAUGUCAGAGAAAAAAUGUGUCGGGUCCAUCAGGUCCCAAAUAUCUCAAAGACUUGUAAGAUUUUUGCCGCGCUAAGGCGCGAGGUUUGUUCUACAGCGCCCCGCGGGUCACUGCGAAUAGCGUUCACAAACUUAUUUGUCUGCCAGACCAGUAAAGACAUUUUAACGCAGAUCGUACUGGCAGUCAAACCGUGUGUGCCGCGGCCCGAUGGACCCGGCUCAUUGUCAGCCAUACGGUGUCUGCCAUGGCCCAUAGGGCGAAGGCGUAUUUUUUUUAGGCGUUCAACGUGUUAAGGUAUUUUACUUAGAUUUUUUUUAAGUGGGGAAUAUCAUCAAAUGAUUUCUCCCGCCCGGGUGAGGCGGAAGGGAG
Molecule: messenger RNA, 1612 nt
Organism: Spodoptera litura
Lineage: Eukaryota; Metazoa; Arthropoda; Insecta; Lepidoptera; Noctuidae
Source: RefSeq, a predicted model, not a curated record